CCCCCUCCUCGACAGCGCUGAGAGAACAGGCUCAGCGUCGCGCCCGGAAAGCCUCAGACAUGGUGUCGUGAUUCAGUCCUUCUGCGAAUCCAGUCGCUACCUCAAAACCCCCCCGCGCUACGCGAAGCUUGACAUCUGGCCUUCACCUCCUGGAUUCACUCGAACAUGCACUUCGCCAUGCCGCCUCGCAAGUCGUCGCGCCCUCCACCGUACGCCAUGCGCAACUCACGCUCUUUCAAUCUGCCUCGAGCCUUUCGGCGGCGCGACUAUCGAUUUUUAGCCAUCCUCAUCGCGGGCUGCUUCAGCAUCAUAUGUUUCCUCACCUACAUGUUUUCUUCGGGUGGGUCGUCGGCCGACUACAUACCCGCUGGGUCAGCACCGGUGGUCAUAGUGACUGUCUUCCCGAUGAGUGCAGAAGCGGAAUUCGUGGAGAAGAUCAAGAAGAACAGGAAUGAUUACGCGAUGCGACAAGGCUACGCAACCUUCUUUGCCAGUGCUACUGACUACCGUUCCCUCCUCAAUGAUCAGCCUCUCACCUGGAGUAAAGUUCCUGCCGUCCGCCAUGCCAUGACCAAAUACCCGGGGGCCUCCUUCGCCUGGUAUCUGGAGCCUACGGCCCUUAUAAUGAAUCAAGAACUGUCAUUAAUCGACCACAUAAUGAAUAAGGAGCGCCUUGAGUCACUGAUGAUCACCAAUGAGCCGGUUGUGCCGCCAGACAGCGUCAUCCGGACCUUUGAUCACCUCAAAGGCGAUCGUAUAGAUUUUGUCAUUUCACAGGACCAUGAUGGUCUCUCGCAAUCCAGCUUCAUUGUGAGGAGGGGCGAGUGGGCGAAGUAUUUCUUGGACGCGUGGUUCGACCCGUUGUACCGGAGUUAUAAUUUUCAGAAGGCUGAAGGGCACGCGCUAGAGCAUAUAGUGCAAUGGCAUGGUACUAUCCUAGCCAAACUCGCCCUCGUCCCCCAGCGAACCUUCAACUCGUAUACCAUCGACACAACCGGCAACAACGCCAAGGGCAUGUACCAGGAUAAAGAUUUCGUCGCCAACUUCCCCAAGUGCGACGCAGAGCGACCGAACUGCUUAGAACUCAUGGAGCCCUACUUCGAAAGACUAGACGGUGGGAAGAAGAGUGAAUGAAGACAUAUACCGCCCAAACUAUCAAUAACACGACAGUAUCACCCAGCAAGACGCUAGUGUGAGAGAGGCAGAGGGGCCGGGCAUACACGUUCCGGCGUCCCGGCGGUGACGGAACACGACUGCGAUCAGGGCUAAGCCCCUGCGACACGCAAAUGUAGAACUACGAUGGAAAAGCGAAGCUCAUUUCCGACGGCGUUUUAUGGAGUUUUUUUUUUUUUUUGGCGGAACACAUACGGCACGCGUUUAUAGCUGUUGCGGCCCGCAUGGGGCUAUGUACUAAAGAAAUGUCUUUAUUUACUUUGGGGCGUCUAUAGUUUUGGCCAUAUAUGCCCGUUGGGGCUUUCCGACU
Mytilinidion resinicola is the source of this 1483-nucleotide messenger RNA. RefSeq names its product alpha-1,6-mannosyltransferase. Gene Ontology annotation, molecular function: alpha-1,6-mannosyltransferase activity. The coding region runs from base 166 to 1134 and encodes 322 amino acids. The transcript is spliced from 3 exons. The record is from RefSeq and is a predicted model, not a curated record. Gene Ontology annotation, cellular component: Golgi membrane; mannan polymerase complex. Lineage: Eukaryota; Fungi; Ascomycota; Dothideomycetes; Mytilinidiales; Mytilinidiaceae. Gene Ontology annotation, biological process: protein N-linked glycosylation.